UCUGCUAUCAUGAAGGAGAUGAAUUCAUCAACAGUAACUGAAUUUAUCCUUCUGGGCAUUCCCUUUCUACAUGAUUUCCAUCGAGUCUUCUUUGUUGCGGGCUUGUUCAUGUACAUCACAACCAUCAUGGGGAAUGGAUUUAUCCUUGUCAUUGUAGCCAUCGAGCCAAGACUUCAGACUCCCAUGUACCUCUUCCUGAGCAACUUGGCUUUCCUAGAGAUCUGCUACACCACAACUGUGGUCCCCAAGCUGCUGCAGACACUUAUAGAAAGACAGACCACCAUUUGCUUUGUAUGCUGCAUGGUGCAAGGCUUCUUCCAUUUCAUCUUGGGCACUACUGAGAUAUUCAUCCUCACAGCGAUGGCCUUUGACCGUUAUUUGGCCAUAUGCAAGCCACUUCAGUACCCAAUGAUCAUGACCAGACAUGUUUGCAUUCAGAUGACUUUGGCCACCUGGUACUCAUCAUUCAGCAUUAUGUUUUUCCAGUCCCUUUUUGUGUGGAGGUUGCCUUUUUGUGGUUCCAAUGUUGUCGAUCAUUUCUACUGUGACAUUGGGCCUGUUUUAAGCUUAGCCUGUGCCGAUAUUCAGCUCAUUGAGUCUUUGGGAUUGCUGAGCUCUGUGAUGCUUGUUAUUACAACCUUGACCUUAACGGUGGUGUCCUACAUCUUCAUCAUCACAACCAUCUUACGCAUUCCCUCAGCUGCAGGGCGCAAGAAGGCGUUCUCCACUUGUACGUCACACCUCACGGUGGUCUCCAUAUUGUACGGAGCUAUCAUCUUCAUGUAUGUGAGGCCGAAUGUGCAUGCUUUGUCCCACACAAGCAGGGUAGUAGCCAUUUUGAAUACCGUACUGACCCCAAUGCUGAACCCUUUCAUAUACACCAUAAGGAAUUUGGAGGUGAAAGAGGCUGUCAGAAGUAUGAUCUAUAAGAAGCGGUUGUUGAAACGUGGAUUUUAA
Messenger RNA from Gekko japonicus, 957 nucleotides. Its product is annotated as olfactory receptor 6X1-like. Lineage: Eukaryota; Metazoa; Chordata; Lepidosauria; Squamata; Gekkonidae. The record is from RefSeq and is a predicted model, not a curated record. The annotation marks the transcript as partial. Gene Ontology annotation, cellular component: membrane. The transcript has a single exon. Gene Ontology annotation, biological process: G protein-coupled receptor signaling pathway. Gene Ontology annotation, molecular function: G protein-coupled receptor activity; olfactory receptor activity.